Molecule: messenger RNA, 2312 nt
Organism: Vitrella brassicaformis
Lineage: Eukaryota; Vitrellaceae
Source: the annotation of a GenBank genome assembly
AGGAGAGGGCCAAGUACGCCGACCUCGAACAUAAAUACAAUGAAGUGGCCAGAGAGAGAUGAGCUGCGGGCAAGGGUGGCGGAGGAGGUGCCCAGGGAGAGGGGCGGAAUGGGUGGGUGGAUCAAGGAGAGGGGGGGCGUGGUGGACCAUCAGUAUAUCGUCAAAAGUGGGGCGAAGCGGGUAGGGGUGAAGCUGCAUGAGGAAAAGGGCAUACUUCCUAUCAGCCAAGCCCAGGUAGGUGGAUUGCCUUUUCACUCACUCUUGCCAUUGAGCACUUCUGUGUUUGUGUGUUUGUGUGUUUGUGUGUUUGUGUGUUUGAGCAGCUGGAUACCCAUGGGUUUAAGUACGACAUCAUAGCGAAACACCAAAAACACUUGUAUAGCUCAUUCGGCGAGUACUUUGUGUUGCUAUUCGACAAGCCACUCAACAAGUCUCACACAACACAUUGCCGCUCAUGUGUGUGACGUCGCAUGCAUUCUCACAUGUGUGUGUGUGUCAAUGUGUGUGUGUGUCAGGAGGUGUGGGGGGACAGGACGGCAGCACCCGACCGAAACAAGCUGCUAACAGAGGGCGUCUACAAGAACUUCACAAGCCACCGCCCCAACAAGUGGCGCCACCUCUUCACCGCCAAAGAGGUACAACACGGCACACUGUCGACUGUCACUCACUGCUUGUUUCACUUCAUGUCUCAUAUCGGUGUGUGUGGUUCUUUCAUUGUCAAUGCAGUACAUCGAGGCCACCAGCAAGCAGAAGAAGGUCACCAUCCGUUUCGCAGCGGGUGACAGCUGCCUCCAGGCGGUCUCGACGGCUCUCCUCCGCUACCAGGAGGCUGAGCCGCGAGCCGUCCGGGGCGCUGUCAAACCGAUCAUCAUCAUAGAGACCUGCGACGGAUGGAUGUGAGCUCAAUCUUCACAUGCAUCAGUGCGUGUCGCCCACGUGUGUGCGUGCGCGCGCGUGUUUGUGUGUGUGUGUGCAGCAUUAUUAUUAUCAUAAUCAUAUGGUGGAUCAAGAUCAUCAAGGAGAGAAAAUGCAUAUCGUGCCCCGAACUCGACGGCAUCGAAAACAUACAGGUGCAAACAAAGUGGCCGACUCGCUGUCUGGUUGAUCACAUUGCCCACCUCUCUGUCUGUCUCGCUGUCUUUGUUGGUGCAGGUGGCGAUGCAACCAGUGAGUAGCGGCAAGCGAGACAUCACCGACUCCGUCAAGGUACAACCAUGUCCACACACAACACACACCCUCCUCCUAUCACACACAACACACAUCCCUCUCCAUCUCUCUCUCUCUGUGUGUGUGUGUCUGUGUGUCACAUUUCCUGUCAGCUGGUCCAGUUUAUCCAGCAGCAGCACCCCACCCUGACUCUCCGUAAGCACGCCCGCCACGAGUCGGUGUUCGCAUUUCGAUGUUCUGUCUGUGUCGUUGUGUUGCAGGCGGGAUGGUGGCUGGCUUCCUGCUCAACGGAGGCAGCCACUGCCCGCGGGUGGUCAGCAGCCUCCCAGAGGCCUUCACGCUGCUCGAGACGCACAAUGACAUAGACAAGGUGAACAGCCGGCUCACUCACACGACAUUCCACUCACCCUGCACACGACAUUUGUCCAUCUCGUCUGUGUCUCUCCGUUUGUCUGUCAGGUGGUUGAGGUGGUGAGUAUGUAGUAAGCGCCUGGCGGAGGGCAAGCCCACAUGCCCGCCCACGCCGCCCAGCUGAUCUAUGAUAUCACGCUGGCCGCCAUCCACGGCCCGGUGCUGGCCAAGAUAUCCGACCAUAAUGACGAGGUACGUGAGCGAUCAGUGCACACACAUCACAUACACAUCACUGUCGUGAUGUGUAUGUCAGAUUGCUGCCUACAUAUUAUAUUCCAAGGCCCUUACCCCUCCUCGUGGACAGUGCGGGACAAGGAGGGUCAGCCCCCAGUGCCAUUGGAGAAGGAGGACAACCGGGGGAUGGCGGCUGCCUCGCACGGACAGACCAGAGCACCACGCAGGUCAGGGAAACAUGCACGAACAUGGCAGCUGUGGCCGCCAUUGUGAUGGGGUUCAUAUUCUUUUUUCUGAUUUUGGCGGGGAGGAAGAAAGAGGCAGAGAGAUAGAAGAGGGAGUUGAGAAGUUGCGUGACUUCAUGCGUGGGGAGGGCAAAGAGUGACGUCACUGUUUUACAAGGCUGGAUGGAUGAAUGGAUGGAUGGAUGGCUAUGCACAUCUAUAUCUACACACGAGACACGGUGGUUGUUUUAGAUGCUCAUCGCUGCCUACAUUUUAUAUUGGAGAGGUUGAGCUGCCCAUUACAGCAGAGAGAGACCCACGUACGGCGAGUGGAUG